AUGCAUGGCUACUACUCCGACCUCCUGGGCCGGGCCCACGAGACCCACUGCGCUUUCGACCUUGGCCAGCUCUACUCCACCGCUCGCCGCGUCGAUGUGCCGCGCCUCGUGACCCAGUUCUCCGCUGCAGAGCUCAAGGCUGCUGCUCUUGGACUGGACCGCACCAGCGUCCCCGGCCCCGACGUGUUGGGGCCCAGCUUCUUCCAUGCUUCCUGGCACGCCAUCGGGCCGGACAUGCUGCGUCUCGCCGAGGGUUUCCAUGCCGACAUCGUCAACCUCGACAGAAUUAACCGUGCUCAUGUCGUCCUGCUGUGGAAACGCGACGGCGUGCUCCCUCCCAGCGCGUUACGCCCCAUCUCGAUCGCUGGCGUGAUCGACGUCGACCAAUCUGGCUUCAUCGUCGGGCACAUCAUCUCGGAGAAUUUCGUCUAUGCGACGGAAAUUGUCCAAUGCUGCUUCAAGGGGGCUGCUCCAACCCUCGUCCUCAAGCUCGACUUUGCCAAAGCGUUUGACUCCAUCGACUGGGGCAGCUAG
Molecule: messenger RNA, 534 nt
Organism: Lolium perenne
Lineage: Eukaryota; Viridiplantae; Streptophyta; Magnoliopsida; Poales; Poaceae
Source: RefSeq, a predicted model, not a curated record